This is a messenger RNA of Daphnia magna, 4269 nucleotides long. RefSeq names its product transposon Tf2-1 polyprotein. Bases 1 to 4269 code for a protein of 1422 amino acids. Gene Ontology annotation, biological process: DNA integration. Gene Ontology annotation, molecular function: zinc ion binding; nucleic acid binding. NCBI's taxonomy places the organism in Eukaryota, Metazoa, Arthropoda, Branchiopoda, Diplostraca, Daphniidae. The transcript has a single exon. The record is from RefSeq and is a predicted model, not a curated record.
AUGGCGUCGUCAUUAAAAGCACCGGAGCCUUUUUCGUUCAGUACCACUGACUUGGCUGCUCAGUGGAGCGUGUGGGUACGACAAUUUAAGUGGUAUGUUGUAGCAACGAACUCGCCUGCUAAUCCACCUGAUGAAGAAACGUUGGUGGGUGUCCUAAUUACUUUACUUGGCAGCGAGGGUCUGAAGAUUUACGACACCUUUGCCUUCACACCAGAAACUGAUUCUAGAAAAAUCGCUCCUGUGCUGGCCAAAUUCACAGAUCAUUUUGAACCAUGUCGCAGUGAGGUGUUUGAGAGAUUUAAAUUUUUGAGACGUCAGCAACUUGCUAGUGAAACGUUUGACACGUGGCUAACUGAAUUACGAGGACUGGUGAGGACGUGUGGGUACGGCGUUAAUACUGAUUCAGUAUUACGUGACCAGAUUGUGUUGGGGAUUGCUGACCCGUUGGUUCGUGAAAAAUUGCUUUUUGAAAAAGACUUGCUGAUCGUCAAAGCGUGUGAAAUCGUUCGAGCGUGUGAGUCAGCAAAGUUGCAACAAACACAGAUCAACACUCCGGCAGUAGAGUCUGCCCAUGCUGUCCAAUCUCGACAAUCCGGCCGGAAACCAGAUCGAAAACCGGGUUCACAAUCAUCAGCAGGUGGUACAUCCGAACAACGCGUUCCAGCAAAUCAAAGACAAUCAGCAGCUAAUUAUUCGUCAGAAGGUCAGUUUAUUUCGUGCAGUGAUUGUGGAAGGCGACAUAAAAAAGGUCAAUGCCGUGUGGACAGCGUUGAGUGUUUCCGUUGCGGUGUAAUGGGCCAUUACGCAAACCGUUGUCCUUCCAGAAAUGCACGUCAGGUGGCACCUCAGAACAACGCGUCUUCACAGCCACCUCCCCCAGGCAGAGUACACACACUUGAAGAACAACAGCAGUGGGUUGGUAAUGUUGAUCAAGGCGGUACAGCCAUGGUAUAUCCACCAUAUCCGCCAUAUCCGCCAUCCCAUCCUUCCCUGUUUGGAGAAGAUUACUUUGUGAGUCAUAUGCUCAAGUCAAGUGUAAAAGGGAGCGAGUGGUAUCAAAAAUUGUCGCUGGAUGGCGUGGAAGUCAACUUUAAACUAGAUUCGGGAGCGACAUGCAACAUUCUGCCCUACGAGUUCUACAGUCGUCUACCUAAACAGUGCCAACGUCUACGCCCUGGUCCGACUGUCCGCAGCUACGGAGCAAAAGGUGGAUUUCUCAAAGUACUGGGUCUGCACACGGCAAAGGUAGAACAUCGAAGCACUGUUUUCGUCACCGACUUUGUUGUUGUCGAAGAACCGGGCCAGCCAGCAAUUUUGGGCUUACGAACGUGUGAAGAACUCAAGCUCAUUCAACGGAUUGAUUCACUGCAUUCUGCGGUCUCUACACAACAGCCACCUAUAGUGCACGAGUUCUUAGAUGUCUUCACUGGCAUAGGUAAAUUACCUGUUGAAUAUGACAUUAAGUUAUUGUCAGGAGCUAACAAAGUUGACCCAGUUAUCUGUGCAGCAGGACGGCUUCCGUUUAAAUUGGAAGAACGAGUCUACAAGAAGCUGGAGGAAAUGGUAACUGAAGGAAUAAUAACGCCUGUUCAAGAACCCACAGAAUGGGUAAGCAGAAUGAUGGUGGUUGGAAAACCGGAUGGAGAUGUCCGGAUCUGUUUGGACCCAUCGGAGCUUAACAAAGCAAUACAACGACAGCAUUUUUCGGUCCCCACUGUUGAACAGCUGUUCAGCAAACUAAGUAAAGCUCGCUAUUUUUGCAGCCUGGAUGCUGCUUCCGGGUUCUACCAAAUUCCCUUGACUAAUGAAGCGUCUUAUCUUUGCACCAUGGCAACACCAAAAGGUCGUUACAGGUACCUCAGGCUGCCGUUUGGGCUGAAAUCGGCCCCUGAAGUUUACCUACAAACUAUGUCCGACUUCUUUGGAGAUUUGAAUGGCGUGUUUAUAUACUUUGACGACUUCCUGGUGACGGGGGAGACCAAAGAAGAACUUCAAGUGAAUCUACGAGCGGUUCUGGUACGUUGUCGCCUACACAACUUAAAGCUACAACUAAAGAAGUGUCGUUUCUUUCUGCAGGAGUUGCCAUGGCUGGGCCAUAUUAUUGGCCAAGGAACGCUGAAACCAGAUCCGUGCAAAAUAGACGCCAUUGUGGAGAUGCCUGAUCCUUCCGGGCCGGCAGAUCUCAUCAGGCUGUUGGGCAUGGUGACUUAUCUUGAUAAGUUUUGCAAGGACCUGGCCGGCUUAACCAGACCGUUACGAGACCUUCUAAAGGCGGAUGCAGCGUGGGUUUGGGAAGAACCACAAAAGAAGUCCCUAGCUGAUUUAAAAAUAGCUCUUUCAUCGCUUCCUGUUCUACGGUUGUUUAACCACUCGCUGCCUGUUGUUGUGUCAGUCGACGCGUCACCUAUCGGUAUUGGAGCUGUGCUACUACAGAGCGGUCAACCGAUUGCAUACUCGUCCACGUCCCUCACCAUCACUCAAAAGCGGUAUUUUCAAAUCGAGAAAGAGCUGCUAGCUGUCCAGUUCGGCUUAAUGAGAUUUCGGCAGUACGUGUAUGGUCAGUCGGUGAUUGUUGAAACUGACCACAAGCCGUUAGUGGGUCUGUUAGAUAAACCAAUAGCGUCCUGCUCUCCGAGGAUUCAAAGAAUGCGGCUCCAAUUACAGCGUUUCGAUUUUAAGCUUGUGUACAAGCCAGGAAAAGACUUAUUUAUAGCAGAUACGCUGAGCCGGGCUCCGUCACCUCGUCUUUUUCAAGACGACACUACGCAAGGCUGUGAAGAGCAAGUGCAUGCAGUACUGGAUUGUGUCAUUCCUUAUUCUACAACUCGAGAAAAAUUUGCAGCAGCAACAGCGGCUGACCCUACACUGAUGUUAGUCAAAGAAGUUCUUGUUCGUGGUUGGCCGGAGCACAAAACACAGUGUCCAGUAGCAGCAAAGCCGUUUUGGGCGGUUCGACACAACCUGGCUGAAGUAGACGGCCUGUUACUCAACGGAGAGAGACUAGUAAUUCCGCUGUCCCUACGGCAGGAAAUACUAAAAGGAAUCCACGACGGACAUUUUGGGGAAGUCAAAUGUGUUUUACGAGCCAGGUCUGCUGUGUAUUGGCCAGGAUGUGACGAGCAGAUACGAAACAUGGUGGCAAGCUGCUCAACGUGCCAAGAACACCGUCAUAAAAAUCCAGCUCAGCCACUGCAUCCAGUAAAAUUGCCGACUCAUGCUUUUCAGCUAGUGUCAGCUGAUUUAUUUUUCUUCAAUGGAGUCAACUACAUUUUAGUUGUAGACGCCUACAGCAAGUGGCCGGCUGCUGUUCCCCUUCGCUCUCUGUCUUGCGCCGCCAGCAUUGCAGAAAUGGAAAGAAUCUUCAGUGACUUCGGAUAUCCAGAGGAGGUGAUGACAGACAACGGAUCACAGUUUGAUUGUGCCGAGUUCCGAGCCUACUGUGUCACUCAUAACAUCCGGUCCGUCUCGUCCAGCCCGUGUUAUCCACAAUCAAAUGGCCUGGUGGAACGCCACAUACAAACAGUCAAGCGGACCAUUCUUAAAAUGUUCAGUGACGGUCGGUCACUAUGGGAGUCGUUGGCGGCUAUCCGGUCAACACCCGUGUCGUCUGACCUUCCGUCUCCGGCAGUUCUUCUCCAGGGUCGGAAUCUGCGCGGUGUUCUUCCGUUUCUGCCUAAUCGACUCGUUCCCCAAUUUAUACCAGCAGCCCUUGUCCACGAACAACUUCAGAAGCGCCAGGCAAAGGCGGCAUUUCAUCAUGGUGGCCGACCGGACAUUCGCGGAUCAGCCCUGUUGGUGGGACAGAGGGUUCGAGCACUGGUGUAUGGUGCGUGGCUACCAGGGUCGAUACUGUCAGUAUGCAAGGAACCGGACUCGUACGUGGUCGCCCUGUCUGAUGGUCGGGUGUUUCGCCGAACUCGUCGAGACAUCAACAUUAACAAUUCCACAACCGCCGGGUUUGGAAUUCGUCUGCCUAGCAACUUCCGUGACACGCUGAUCACCGAUCGCCCGCGUGGUGUAGCACCACAAGUUGCAGCUGUUCCGGCCACCCCAAAUUUUGCAUCGCGAGGAGGAAUGAUGGAAGCGCUGCCGUCUACUCGUGCUCCCGAGGAGUCCACGCCAUCACGUCGUUCCGUUGAGUCUCCAGCCGUGACCGUGAGCGGUCCAGCUCCUCCGGUAGCCAGCUCAACUAAUCAGCCAACUCCUGUUGUGGCUAUCACUCCUGUUCGUGGUUUCACUCGUUCUGGCCGUCCCUAUCUCAAACCUUAA